AUGGGUUGUUUUGUUGCUCACAUCACUGCAAGCCCUGAGUCGAUAAGUGAUCUGGCCACAACGACUAUCAAAAGAAACUGCCGAGAGCGCGGUCUGCUCGAAGAUAUUCCUCUUCUGCCAAUUGCCUUGAACGAUGAUCUUCUCAGUCUUGGAUAUUCGUUCGGAACAAUACAGACAUGCGAUUUCAAAAUUCCUGAUCUAGAUGGGAGCAUGAUGGAGGGCUGUUGUCUCGAGUUCCAAGAGAAUACCUUAGUCUUGCGCGAUCUCACCACAUCCAACAACGGCGAAGAUAUUGCAGGCACCGUGCGCAACCAAAUACCUGGCAGAAUCUGUGGGUUCACUCGGAUCUUAUGGGAUGGUUUUGUAUCUGUCACUCAAUUACAACUUAACUUCCAUCCGGAACUUCGAUUUGUUCUUCAGAUCUACCCUGAGACUCUGGAAGCUGUGCCCAAUCUUUUAAGCAGCUUCAAGAGCCCUAGACCGAGACAACUGCUCGAUUUGCAGAUUGAGAGAGUGUCUGAUAACGGAAACGUCGUUCAUGCAUUGCAGAGCUCUGAUAGUUCUCGGAGCAGUGAAAAAUCCGGAAGCAAUAAGCAGAUUGAGAUUCAAUACAAUGCUGCAGAUAGACAGAACAAUGAUUAUUUGUAUCCUGCGGCAACAACUCCGAGUUCUGGUGAUCCGGUAGUAACGAUUCGAGGUAUCAAUAUUCUUUAUAUACCUCAUGGCACAGAUGAUAGCACUAGUGGCAUGCUAGAAGUUACAUCUCUAUCAUUAGCCUGGGGAUAUAAAACCUCCGAGGGGCUCAAGAAAAUGCUUUUGAUGGCAGGAUUUACAAUCAGCAAUCUUCGGAACAGGUCAUAUGUCUCUGUGCGCGACAUCAUUCUCUGUUGCUGCUAUCGACUGUUCCGCUCAAAACGCGAAAGCAACAGCGAAUGCGAUGGCAAAUUCGAGAAAGAAAUUCUCAAGAAGGCCGAGGAGCUUCACCCAGACAUUGCAGACGUCGAUGCUCAGUUCUCGUUCAAGAAACUCUGGGAGCGAGAAAAGUUUGGCGAGCGCAAGUUUAUGAUGAAAAGCAGUAGCUUGUUCUUCGUAAGAGCUGGAAAUCGUUCACCUGCAUCACGUUCGAGGAUGCUCGACGGCUCGGUCAAAGAUAUCCUCGAGUGGAUCGCCUACUGCAAGACUUAG
Messenger RNA from Cryphonectria parasitica EP155, 1185 nucleotides. RefSeq lists its product as uncharacterized. Lineage: Eukaryota; Fungi; Ascomycota; Sordariomycetes; Diaporthales; Cryphonectriaceae. The transcript has 3 exons. The coding region runs from base 1 to 1185 and encodes 394 amino acids. The record is from RefSeq and is a predicted model, not a curated record.